Molecule: messenger RNA, 956 nt
Organism: Olea europaea var. sylvestris
Lineage: Eukaryota; Viridiplantae; Streptophyta; Magnoliopsida; Lamiales; Oleaceae
Product: abscisic acid receptor PYL4-like
Exons: 1
Coding region: 225-845 (206 amino acids)
Biological process (GO): abscisic acid-activated signaling pathway
Cellular component (GO): nucleus; cytoplasm
Molecular function (GO): protein phosphatase inhibitor activity; signaling receptor activity; abscisic acid binding
Source: RefSeq, a predicted model, not a curated record
CGCCCUACUCUACGCCACCCUCUCUCCUCCUUUGCAGAUCCUACAACCCCGUCUUUCCCUCUCUCUAUAUCUAUAUAUUGUAUCUAUCUCUCUCACGCACACUCUAACCCAAUCUCUCUCUAUCUUGAUAUAUACAUACAUAAUUUAUAUAUAUACUCUAACCCAAUCUCUCUACCUAGAGAUCAAUUGGAUCAAGAAAAGCAACUCAAAAGCCGUUCAAGAAAAUGCCUUCAAAUCUUGUACUCCAAAGAAUCAAGGAUACCACUACAACCGCCGCCGCCGCCGCUUCUUAUAAACAAGCCCAACAACUCCAAAGAUGGACGCCGUGCACCACGGAAGUCCCCGACUACAUAGCCCGUUAUCACACUCACACCGUCAGUCCUAACCAGUGCUGCUCCGCCGCGAUUCAAGAAAUCUCCGCCCCCGUCUCCACCGUCUGGUCCGUCGUCCGCCGCUUCGACAACCCGCAGGCCUACAAGCACUUUCUCAAGAGCUGUCACGUCAUCGUCGGGAACGGCAACGUAGGCACUCUCCGGGAGGUCCACGUCAUAUCGGGCCUCCCGGCCGUAAACAGCACCGAGCGCCUCGAGAUCCUUGAUGACGAACGCCAUGUUAUGAGCUUUAGCGUGGUUGGUGGCGAUCACCGCCUUGAGAAUUACCGCUCCGUCACCACUCUCCACCCGGCGACCAACGGCAGCGGCGGCACAGUGGUCAUUGAAUCGUAUGUUGUCGAUAUACCACAAGGUAACACUAGGGAAGAUACUUGUGUUUUCGUUGACACCAUUGUCAAAUGUAACCUCCAAUCCCUAGCUCAGAUCGCAGAGAAUUUAGCCAGACGUUCGUAAAGAAAUUUAUACUUAUAUAUAAACAAUGAUGUUUGAUGUAUCAUUUCGAUACAAUGAUUAAAUCGGAUUUCUCUAUAAAUCAUUCAUUUUUAGGGUUAAAAGAAAAAUUAA